Molecule: messenger RNA, 2769 nt
Organism: Mastomys coucha (southern multimammate mouse)
Lineage: Eukaryota; Metazoa; Chordata; Mammalia; Rodentia; Muridae
Gene: Slc29a4
Product: solute carrier family 29 member 4
Exons: 11
Coding region: 200-1780 (526 amino acids)
Biological process (GO): nucleoside transmembrane transport
Cellular component (GO): plasma membrane
Molecular function (GO): monoamine transmembrane transporter activity; nucleoside transmembrane transporter activity
Source: RefSeq, a predicted model, not a curated record
GCGGGGCGUGGGCCGGGCUAGCUCGCCGCAGCUGCUGCGCCCCCCUCGCGGACCCGGGCCCGCGGACCGGGAUACCGAGGAGGACGCCCGCCGCGCCCGGCCCAAGCCUCGAGGAGCGGGGCGCAGAGCAAAGGGUCCGGGCGCGGGCGGCGGGCAGUCACCAAGGAUCCCAGCCUGGGCCGGCCGAGUGUGAACUGCCAUGGGCUCCAUUGGAAGCCAGCGCCUCAAGGAGCCCUGCGUGGCAGCCACAUCUGGCCAGAGUGUGGUAACAAGCUUUAGCUUUGACAACUUCCAGCUGGAGACGACAGCAGAGGGGGCUCAGGAUCCAGGCAUCAGAGUCAGGGGUGUCCCCACUUUCACAGACUCUGCAGUAGAAGAACCUGUGCCAGACGACCGCUACCAUGCCAUCUACUUUGCCAUGCUGCUGGCUGGCGUGGGCUUCCUACUGCCAUACAACAGCUUUAUCACCGAUGUGGACUAUCUUCACCACAAGUACCCAGGGACCUCCAUCGUGUUUGACAUGAGCCUCACCUAUAUCUUGGUGGCACUGGCAGCUGUGCUCCUAAACAACGUUGUGGUGGAGAGGCUGAACCUGCACACUAGGAUCACCACAGGCUACCUCCUCGCCCUGGGUCCCUUGCUGUUCAUCAGCAUAUGUGAUGUGUGGCUUCAGCUCUUCUCUCACGACCAGGCUUAUGCCAUCAACCUGGCUGCCGUGGGCACUGUGGCCUUUGGUUGCACAGUGCAGCAAUCUAGCUUCUAUGGCUACACGGGACUACUGCCCAAGAGGUACACGCAGGGCGUGAUGACUGGAGAGAGCACGGCAGGGGUGAUGAUCUCUCUGAGCCGAAUCCUCACUAAGCUGCUGCUCCCGGAUGAGCGGGCCAGCACCAUCAUCUUUUUCCUGGUGUCUGCCGGCUUGGAGCUCCUGUGCUUCCUGCUGCACUUGCUGGUGCGGCGCAGCCGUUUUGUGCUCUAUUACACCACUCGGCCCCGUGACAGCCGCCCCGUCCGGGCAGGCUACCGAGUGCACCAUGAUGUCGCAUCAGGAGACAUUCACUUUGAGGAGCACCAAACUCCAGCCCUGUCCAGCAGCAGGUCCCCGAAGGACAGCCCAGCCCAUGAGGUGACCCACAGCAACAGUGGGGUCUACAUGCGUUUUGAUGUGCCUCGGCCGCGAGUCAAACGGAGCUGGCCCACCUUUAGAGCCCUGCUGUUGCACCGAUACGUCGUGGCGCGGGUCAUCUGGGCCGACAUGCUGUCCAUUGCGGUAACCUACUUCAUUACACUGUGCCUGUUUCCUGGCCUGGAGUCUGAGAUCCGCCACUGCGUGCUGGGGGAGUGGCUGCCCAUCCUGGUCAUGGCUGUGUUCAACCUGUCAGACUUUGUGGGCAAGAUCCUGGCAGCCCUACCUGUGGACUGGCGGGGCACUCAUCUGCUCGCCUGCUCUUGCCUGCGUGUGGUCUUCAUCCCCCUCUUCAUCCUGUGUGUGUACCCCAGCGGCAUGCCCGCCCUCCGCCACCCUGCCUGGCCCUGUGUCUUCUCGUUGCUAAUGGGCAUCAGCAAUGGCUACUUUGGCAGUGUGCCCAUGAUCCUGGCAGCUGGAAAAGUGAGCCCCAAGCAGCGGGAGCUGGCAGGAAACACCAUGACUGUGUCCUAUAUGUCGGGACUGACCCUGGGCUCUGCUGUGGCCUACUGCACCUACAGCCUCACCCGUGAUGCCCACAGCAGCUGCUUUCAAACAGCCAGCGCCAACGACUCCAUCCCUGUCGGCCCCUGAGCCAGGCCCACCCGAUCCUGCCCCUCUGCCCAGGAAGGGCUGCUUGGGCCAGUUACUCCAAGGCCUGAGGACCCUCCCACCCCUGCCUCAGUGCCUGCAGGGUCCUGGCCACCUCCUAAGCCACUAACGCCACCUUGCCACCUUGUCCCAGUUGCCCAAAGCAGCUGGAACUUGUCUUCACCCCCAGGGCACCGCCUCCCCGUGUCCCGUGUUUGGUCAGACACCUGCCCUUCACCCUCUAUGUCCAGAGGCUCAACAUUUGUCACACAUCAUGGUGGGGUUACUCAGCCUCAAAUCCACUGGGAAUGGCUGACUCCCUUUAGUGUGACCCCACUGUGGGGUCUCAUGGUCUUUAAUGUAGUUUUCAUUUACUGGACAGGGGGCACCUCCUUGUAUUAGAAAUCUUGGAGGAAAGUCCCCAACCCCAUUCUGUCCCUUUCUUGUUCUUAGACGCUUCUUCACAACCCUCCCCCCGUCCCCAUACACAUAAAGCAUUAAGUCUGGAAAACUCAUUCCUAGGUCUACACAGGCCUCCUGUAGUCAUAGCAACCAAGCUGACCUGGGUGCACUCACCUUAGGUGGAGGACUUCCCCCCCCACCUUCUCCCUUAGGGCACAGGCUAAGGGCCACGGCUCACAGGGAUGUCCCAUUUCCUUCUAGCUCCAUUCAACUUAUCCAUAAUGCAGGGACAGCUGAGAUCCACUCAUGACCUAGGCCACCCCACUCCCGUCCACCAAGAGUCAAGUACUAACAUGACACACUUGAAACACUGGCAAAAGCUGCAAGGUGAGGAGUGGAGGCGUGGGUGCCAGGAUCGGCUGUAGGGCCUCCUGCCAAAGAGAGCUUUUGCUGAGCCAGGGCACUUACCUCUCCACACACUGUGGCCCCAGCUGUGACCACCCCAUACCAAUCCCUGCUGUGUCCUGUCUACCUGUGUGUUCUCUGACUACCGCACUGGCCAUUAAAGAUGGCAGAGACUGCCCACUGCU